CCGGUUUGAGAAAUAGAAAAUCAUUUCACAAUUUUUUUGUUCAUGAACUCUAUUAAUGUUCUCGUCUUUCUCGAUCUCGUACCUUGAGAUGUUCAACAAUAACUCAUUGGAUGUGCUUAACCUACCGCCCCGUAUAUAUAAUCCCGGGUUUGAACCAAACAUUGGAGCUGUUGUUAUUCAACAUUUCGAAACGCAUUUGGUCAAAAAAGUUGAGCUCGCACUAGGGGAGGAACAGUUUAAUCUAAUUAAAGCCUCUUUCCUUGGUCCUAUUAUUGAACUAGCAAAAAGAAGUGGAGUUAAUUUUUCGGGGAAGAUUUUCCACUUCUUGAUGCAGCGAAGGUUGCUUUUAAAGGAGAAGAAUCUCUGGUUCACAUUUGACUCCCAACCAAUGCGAUUCUCUGAGAGAGAAUUCUUGCUUACCACAGGUGUUCAGUGUGACCUGAUUGAUAGUGAAAUGCUUCGAAAAGGCAAAGCUCCAUCAAAAGCUCCAUAUUUCUGGACUCAGAAAGAGCAUUUUACGCUGGAACAACUCCAAAAACGUUUGUUUGAACCAAAUCAGCUGCAUCCGCUAGAUGCUGAAGAGAAACAGAGUCUAGGCACAUAUGAAGUAAAGGGAUUUGCAAUGGCGAUACUACUAUGGGCCUUCAGCGCAGUUCCAUCUUUGGGCUCAGCGUUUGCAACAGAAUGUGUUACAUCGAGAUCUGAGUAUCCUUUGUGUUUGAAAUGGGAAACAACUCAAACACCAAGAUUUUCUCAUGUUGUCGAUGUCGUCAAAAAAAUGAACUCAGUCAAGGUUAAUACAGUGAUUGGAAACCCGUACGAAUAUAGCUAUUUAGUUGCUAGUUCGCAUGAAGACGACAUAGACUUCGAAGAAAUUGUUCGUCUUGUUCAAAAAGGAUACAGACUCAAAGCAACUGAUUGGAGUGCUGGAUUUAUUGAUGUUUUUACUGUAUUACAAGAAAUAGGGGAACAAACAAUGAAUAACAACUUGUCUGACAGCGAGAAACUCGACAAGAUCCUAAAUUUACUUCAAGACUUCAACAGGAGGAUUGUAGUAAUAGAGUAUGUUCUUAAAAGCCGUCUUGAAAAAGAUGAGACUGAGAGAUGCGAAAAAAAGAGUCUGAUAUACAAGAAGAAACAAGUGCCAGAACAGAAGAGGUAUUGCCCGAAGAGAGUAGUGCAGGAGAAGGCACAAGAGAGACAAAUCGUAGGACCACAGACUCAUGGUAUUGAGAAAGCGUCAACAAGUGGGGUUGAGCAGGGAGAAGACGGUUUCACGUUGGUUCGAAAAAAUGGGAAACGUCCGGGAAGUUUGGUUGGUGCCGCCGGUGCGCAGUCUGACAAAGCUGGUCCCAAUAUAGAUGGUGAUAUUGGUGUUGAUGGUGAUAGCAGAGAAGGUGAUGAAUGUGGUCCAAGUAGAGAUGGUGAUAUUGAUGUCGAUGGUGAUAAGAAAGAAGAUGAUGAAUGUGGUCCUAGUACAUUUGAAGAUUCCAUUCGUGAGCCAAACACAGAGGACGGGAGCUAUGCUGGAGAUGAUGAAAACAGCCAGAAGAUUCGUUCUGAAGAUGAUACAGCUGAACCUACAGCAAAGGAUAAAACCCCUACCCCAUAUUUCUCUACUCCAAAUUUCAAUAUAAUCUCUGAAGAUAGUCAGGAUUGUGGGAAAGAUGUCUCCAAUAACAAAAAGGUAGGUGAGAGUAGUGCAAAUAAGGGUAAGGAUAAGGAGAAGGAAGGAAUUUCAGUUUCUGAAACAAACAAUGAGGCAUGUAAGAAAAGUUCUGAAAGUAAGAAGUACUGUAGAAAGAAGAGAUAUGUCAGAGAAAGAAAAGAGACAAAUAAGCGUAAACAAGGGGACAAUUCUUAUAAUGAUAUUCCUACAAGAAAACAGCCUCAGAGAAAAAAAUGCAAAAAUAGUGACAAAGUUGCUGCUGAUCUUGGAACAAGAACAUGUGUUCAAGAAUUAGGGGAUAAAGCUGAUAAUGAUGUUCCACUAAAAACUAGUCAACAAGAUGUAGAUAAUAAAUCAGAAGCUUAUGGUCCAUCAAGAAGAAGCCAGCGAAGUCAAGUGCCUUCCAUUUAUUCUCAGCCACCUUACACGGCAGAGAAGAAGAAGCACCCAACACUUCACCCCUUUGCAAAAGUUGACACAAAAAGGGUGCUAACAGUUGGGGGAAUCAAAGUAGAUUCCAAAUGGUUCACAACACUAGAAACGCAGGGGAAACCAAUAUCAGGAUCGCAUGUUGAUGCAGCUUUACACUUGAUCAAAACUAGAAGGGAAAAUCAUCCAGAAAUGUACCUUAACAAAACUGUUGUUUUUGUUGGAUCAUCUUUCUUAAAUGCGAUUGACGAUGAGUAUGCUGAGUUUGUAGUCGCAAAAGAUGAUUUUCAGUUUAGUUCUGAAGAGAUAAGUAAGCUGGAGAUUGGAAGCAAGACAAAUUACAUAUAUGCUCCUAUGUGCUUGAAAGGAAAAUGUUGGGUUCCAGUAGUGAUCAAUAUCGAGAGAAGGUCUUUGAUCAUUCUCGAUUACGCGACAUCAUUUGUUUCAGAAAAUGUUAAAAGGAUGCAUGUGGUUGCAUAUUCUGUUGCGAUGCUGUACAUUUUGCGCAAGCUCCUCAACAAAACAGAUAUGGAUGUUUCAUCAUUCAAAAUAUCCGUAGUGGACAAUAUAUCACAGGUAAAUUUUGUGAUAAGCAAUGCGAUGGAUGCUGAUGACAGGGUUAGGUUAGGUGCUUUGAUUCUAGUGGAGGGCAUCUUAAUUGCUUCAAACCCUGUAAACAAGAUAGAGAAAGAACAUCUGGUAAGAGCUAGUAGUUUCACAGAGUUCUGCAAGUAUCCGUGGGCUCGCAUUGUUUACAGGUCUUUGGUGGAUUGCUUGAAGAAGAUAACUCCGACUCAAUUAUUUAGAAACCAAUGUGGGCUUCCUGGGUUUGUUUUUGCAAUCCAGAUUUGGGCUUUAACCGCAGUUGCAGAGUUGGGACAGAAUUUUGGCAGUCGGGUCCUAGAACCCAACGACAAUCGUCCACUGAUUUCGCAAUGGAUGACAACAAAAUGCCCAACUAAGAAAGAAAUAGCAAACGUUACACAGUUUGAUAUUAAACAUAUCAUUGGCGAUCCUGAACAAUAUUCUCAUUUGGUUCUCCCCCCAAAUCCAGAAGACAAGGACUGGUUUGAAGUCUUUGACCUUGUAUUCCAAGGUUAUAGGAUGACCAGGCAACAAUGGAUUCAAGGAUGGAUUGAGACAAAACCAAGGAAAUCAAUGUCUGAUAGUGAAACACUAGAAUUGAUCUACAAGUCAUGUUUAGAAUUGAACAAGAGAAUGUUGGUGGUGGAGAAACAUUUAGGGAUCAAAGCACCUGAUGCCAGGGAUGAUGAAGAAAAGGAAUUCCCAGCUUCGUCAAGUGGAGUUGUUGCUCAAGAAGAGGGAGCCACGGAUGAGGUUCCACAUGCUACUGAAGAAAGCGAUCCACAAUGCUCGAAUGUCAAUGAUAAGGUUUCUCAAAAAAAGGAGAAACAACAUGAAGAGAUGAGAAACAUGGAUGGGGCUCCACAGGGAACUCAAGAAAGUGAUUCACAACGAUCGAAUGUGAAUGAUAAGGUUGCUCAAACAGAGGAGGCACAACAUAACAAGAUGGGACACUCAGAGGAGCCGUCACAAGAGAGUGAUUCACAACAAUUGAAAGUGAAUGAUAAGGAAGAAGAAGCUCGGCUAAAGAAGGAACAUUCAGAUCGAAAACUAAGUGAUAUAGAACAGAAGGAAAUUGAUAAUAGGGUCAUACUCUGGGCUAAAAACAAGAACUUCAUUUUUAUGAUGUCAUCACUUCACCAGAUUAUUUGGUCCAAUAGUUCAUGGGAGACUGUUCAUCACUUCAAUUUGGUAAACAAUGACAAUGAGAUAGGUUUAGCAAAACGUAAAGCACUGCUUGCUUUACAUCCAGACAAACAACAUGGAGCUAGCGCCGAACAGAAGUAUCUGGCAACAAGACUUUUCAGCGUAAUAAAGCAAGAAUGGGAUACCUACAUCAGGAAAAAGAAAGUGUGAAAGAAUGUAGUUAACAUAAGUUCCUUUCUUAUUGUAGUUAUCUUUUAAACCAGUAUGUUAUUUUGUAAAACAGUGAUAACGAAUGUGUUUAUGGAACAGUUUAUUAGAUGAAGAAUAUUGUUAACUAUUGCAAUUAAUAUCCAGCUUGUUU
This is a messenger RNA of Arabidopsis arenosa, 4190 nucleotides long. NCBI's taxonomy places the organism in Eukaryota, Viridiplantae, Streptophyta, Magnoliopsida, Brassicales, Brassicaceae. The record is from the annotation of a GenBank genome assembly.